UUUAAUUGUUUCUUAUAAAGAGCAUUGACCUACUUUUCUCCCUAAUUGCUUCCUUUCCUUUUAAUUUAGCUCUACUUUUCCUUUUAUUUGUGUCUGUGUCUGAAACAAAAACCUUUCUUUUUUUUUCCCAUCUCAAUCCACUCCAUAGAUCAAGACAAUCAACAAGCAUGUUUGGAUGUCCUGAGACAGAAAGAAUAGAUGAGAUAGCAAAGAAGGUGAAGAAAGAGGGAGAAUUAUUAUUAUCAUCAAGUUGUAGUGAAAGUGAAAUAGAAAGAAUGGGGAGGAAGCAAAGCUUAAACACAGUGACACCAUGUGCUGCUUGCAAGCUUCUUAGAAGAAGGUGUGCUGAGGAGUGUCCCUUCUCUCCUUAUUUCUCACCACAUGAGCCUCAAAAGUUUGCUGCUGUUCAUAAAGUCUUUGGUGCAAGCAAUGUCUCCAAGAUGCUCAUGGAAGUAGGAGAGGGGCAAAGAGCAGAUGCAGCAAACAGUUUGGUAUAUGAAGCAAACUUGAGAUUAAGAGAUCCGGUUUAUGGAUGCAUGGGUGCAAUUUCAGGUUUGCAGCAACAAAUUCAAACAUUGCAAGCGGAAGUCAAUGCUGUUAGGGCUGAGAUUCUCAAAUACAAAUAUAGAGAAGCUGCUGCCACUGCCACUGCCACUCUCAUUUCCAUGAAUCAUCAUCAUCAUCUUCCAUCUAAUAAUAAUAAUAAUCAAGCACCAAUUAUAAUCAAUAAUAAUAAUGAUAAUAAUGCUGCAAACUCUUCAUCACAACAACAAGGUAUUUCUCAACCUCCUCCUCUUCCUCCUCCGCCUUUGCGCCCUGCGCCGCCAAAUCCAUCUUUACCUUCACCUUCUACUGUUGUGCUUUCUUCAUCUUUGUCUUCGUCUUCGGCUUCUUCUGUUUACAACAACACUCCACCUAAAACCACAUUGAGUCAUGGAUCCAUUACUAGUGAAAGUGUUCCUUACUUUGCUUAAUUAAUUAUUUGGUCUAAUAAUUAAUUAGUAUGAUGUCCAAUUUUUGUUUCUUUUUUUUAUUUUUAAUUAAAAUAUUCAUUAUUUUGUGUGGGGAAAUUGAACAACCAUGCUACUAAUUCCAACUCUUGUAUGUCUCUUAGCUUGAGUCAUGGCCUUAUAUUUUAAUUUGGUCUUCUCUCCUGUUUUGGUUGGUUGAGAGAGCUUCAAUUAUGGGGAAGGGAAAUCCACAUUCAUUAUUAUUGUUCCCUAGUGAUACUCUCAACUUGUAGUAGUAUUCUUUAUAUUUAUUUUCACAUGCGCAUAUAUAUUACGA
Molecule: messenger RNA, 1287 nt
Organism: Arachis duranensis
Lineage: Eukaryota; Viridiplantae; Streptophyta; Magnoliopsida; Fabales; Fabaceae
Product: LOB domain-containing protein 13
Exons: 3
Coding region: 168-974 (268 amino acids)
Source: RefSeq, a predicted model, not a curated record